UCCCUUCCGGUCAGUCCCGACUAGCGCGCCCGUUUCGAUCCUGAAUUGCUAGCUGGUCUCUGCAGGCUGAGCGCUCCCCAGCGCGGGCUUCUCGGACCGCGGCUAUGGGCUCAGGCAUGGCUCAGCUGGAGGGUUACUACUUCUCAGCCGCGCUGAGCUGCACCUUCCUAGUGUCCUGCCUCCUCUUCUCCGCCUUCAGCCGGGCGCUGCGCGAGCCCUACAUGGACGAGGUCUUCCACCUGCCGCAGGCGCAGCGCUACUGCGAGGGCCGCUUCUCCCCCGCGCAGUGGGAUCCUAUGAUUACUACGUUGCCUGGCUUAUACCUGGUGUCAGUGGGUGUGGUCAAGCCUGCCAGCUGGAUCUUUGGAUGGUCUGAACAUGUCGUGUGCUCCAUUGGAAUGCUCAGAUUCGUCAAUCUUCUCUUCAGUGUUGGCAACUUCUACUUACUGUAUUUGCUUUUCCGGAAGGUACAACCCAGAAAUAAGGCUGCUUCCAGUAUCCAGAGAAUCUUAUCAACAUUGGCACUAGCAGUAUUUCCUACAUUCUAUUUUUUUAACUUCCUGUAUUACACAGAAGCAGGAUCCAUGUUUUUUACCCUUUUUGCCUACUUGAUGUGUCUUUAUGGAAAUCAUAAAACCUCAGCCUUGCUUGGAUUUGGGGGCUUCAUGUUUCGCCAAACGAAUAUCGUCUGGACUGUCUUCUGCGCAGGACACGUCAUUGCACACAAGUUAACUGAAGCUUGGAAAACUGAGCUACAGAAGAAGAAGGAAGAGAAGCUCCCCUCUGUGAAAGGACCGUUUUCAGAAUUCAGAAAAAUUCUUUGGUUCCUGUUAGGGUACUGCAUGUCCUUUAAGAACCUGAGUGUGCUCAUCCUUCUGACCUGGCCCUACAUCCUGCUGGUAUUGGCAUUUUGUGCCUUUGUAGUAGUUAAUGGUGGAAUUGUUAUUGGUGAUCGGAGUAAUCAUGAAGCCUGUCUUCAUUUUCCUCAGCUCUUCUACUUUUUCUCUUUUACUCUCUUUUUUUCCUUUCCCCACCUACUAUCUCCUACCAAAGUUAAGGCUUUUAUUUGUGUAGUUUGGAAACAUAGAAUCCAGUUUCUUGUGAUUACUGCAGUCUCCAUGUUUUUAGUUUGGAAGUUCACUUACGUUCAUAAAUACUUGCUGGCAGACAAUAGACAUUAUACAUUCUAUGUAUGGAAAAGAGUUUUUCAAAAACACGAUAUUAUGAAAUAUUUGUUAGUUCCAGGCUAUCUAUUCGCUGGUUGGAGUAUAGCUGACUCAUUGAAAUCGAAAUCAGUUUUCUGGAAUUUAAUGUUUUUUAUAUGCUUGUUUACUUCUAUAGUUCCUCAGAAACUGCUAGAAUUCCGUUACUUUAUUUUACCUUAUGUUAUUUAUAGGGUUAAUAUACCUCUGCCGCCCACUUCCAGACUGGUUUGUGAACUAAGUUGCUAUGCACUUGUUAAUUUCCUAACUUUUUAUAUCUUUCUGAACAAGACUUUUCAGUGGCCGGAUAAUCAGGAUAUUCAAAGGUUUAUGUGGUAAUAAUAAGGUUGUUUUGAACUUUAAGUCUUAAUGUUUAGACUGUCUCCAAAAGGAAUAACUGAAUAGGUAAAAAUUAUAGAAUUUUUUUAGGUACUACAGUGCGCCUAAGGUCACAGCUGGUAUUUAUGUACAGUACAUUUUAAGCAUGUAUAACAAGUCUGAGGAAGUUCAGUAUAAAGAACUGGGAAAACUCCAGAUCUGGUUCAAAAUCCCAAAUAUUGGGAAAAUAAACAUGUUUACAAAUAUCUCAUCAUAUCUCUGAUACUGUCAACCGUAAAGCUUGGAAGCAUUUUAUAUAUAUAUAAGUUCAAGAAAACUUGGACGCUUCAUAGUAAUAGAACUGCUUUACUAUAUUUUUUCCCCAAAAGGUAGCAAAAUAUUAAAUAUAUUUAAAAUAUUAAAAUACUAAAAAUAUUUACAAGUGAUCAGCCAACAUUCCUGAUUGAAAAGUUGUUUAACAUUUGAGAAAUACAGUUUUAGUCAUAAGUUAAAGCAGAUUUGUGUAAGUAGUAAAUUGCAAACAGGUUUACCUAGGAAUCAAAUUGGUUUUUGUUUAAAAUCUACAAAUGAGAAAACUGUACCACUGAUUUCCAAUAUGACAUGUAGGAAGGCUGGAAAUAAAUGAUGUUAAUUAUAAUACCUUUUAAAGAAAAAAAAUUUUUCCUGAAAUACAUUACUACAUUAGUUUCCUAGGGUUUGCUAUAACAAGUGACCAUGAACUUGGUGACUUCAAAAAGUUCCUCACGUUUGUACAGACCAGAGUCUGAGUCAGAGUAUUAUAGGGAAGGUUCUUUUGGGAAGCUCUGAGGGGAGGACCCACCCAUUGCUUCUCCCAAUCAGGGGCCAGGCUGAACUUUCUUGCUUAUUGACACAGUAAUAAGCCAAUCUCUCCCUCCAUGUUUCCAUGGCCACCUCCUGUGUCUCUGCCCAGCUCCUGUAAGGACAAGGCCAUUGGAUUUAAAGCACUUUAUCCCAAGUGAUCUCAUCCAAGAUCCUUAAUUAUAUCUACAACCAAUCUCUGAAGACUCCUUUUCCAAGUAAGGUCACAUUUGUAGGUUCUGGAUAGGUGUCUUUGUGGGAGAAAAAGGAACGUAAGGUUUUCGGAGAUAACACUUUUAAAUACAAUUUUCUUUCAUUGAGAAAUUUGAAAAAAAAAAAGUGACUUCUGAGGUUCCUUCCAUAAAUGGAAAUCAAAUUGGUAUUUGCGUCCCUCAUCCAAAUAUAUUAGAAUUAAAAGUUGAGAAGUCAUUUGACCUAACUUUAUAGAUUAGGGACUACCUGCUGGGUAGGAUUGUGUGUGUGUGUGUGUGUGUGUGUGUGUGUGUGUGUGUGUGUGUGUGGACUCCAUGCUCACUGUUUUCAGUGCAUCUGUUGUGUGAUCAUCAUUCCACUGCAGGAAAUUGUAUUUUGAGGCAUGUUAACUUUGACAUGGUAAACUAGGAACUGUGAAUAGAACUUUUAACUUAAAUUUAUAUUUCUAAGAUUUUUAAAAAACAGCUAUAAGCAAAUUACUUUCCCUUCAGUGUUGGAUUAUGCUUUCUCUGGGCUUUAAACAGUAGAUUUGGAUUUGAAUAAAUAGUGGAUUCUUCAUUUGCAAAUAUUAGAUUGUGUGCAGGUAAAAAUUACAGGCUUUUGAGAACUUAGUACACUGAUUCGGUUAUAACAGCUGGACAGAUAUUUUUUACCUAGACUUCUUUUUAAUAGAAAGAGAAAGCAUAGUCAAAGAAAUAAUGCUUUUACCACAAAUUUAUUGUAAUGGAGAAGCAAAUCUAAGAAGCCAAAACAGAAAAAAAUGCAACUUAGGAAAAACGACUUCCUUGAUUGAUGGAACUAAUGCAAGUCUUGAUGUUUAGAAGUAUUUUUAAAUGGAAAAAACUUUCCACUUUAACUUCUCUGGCAAAAAGGAAAAAACCACUUUGUCCCCGUAUAACUGAAGAAGACUGCUUUUGGAAGAGUUCACUGUUUCAGUUCAUUUUUAAGUGAUGAGUCACUUCCACUUUAGGAAAUGUUUUGGAAAAUAAGAGGAAAAGGGUUAAUCUUCAUUUUUGUUCUUCAUGUAGAUUUUGACAUUUUAGAAAAGAAUGCUAUGAAUUAAAUGCUGAGCAAAUACGUAUUUUUAUAAUAGGAUAUGAUUUCAAGAUCAUUGCUAUUUAAAUUAUUUUUCAAUAACUAUCAUUUUAAAACAAGGAGUCCUAAUAAUAUUUUUGUGUUUAAAAUACAAGUUUUGUUUACAUUUUUGUGGGCAAUUAGAAGAUGGCCAUUGACUGGUGGACUUCCCAGGAUUUUUAACAGAUUAAAUAUGUGAGAAAUACACAGGGUUAACACAGUAGAUUAUAUUGCCUUUAGUUCAGAAUCUGAUUCCAAACUCAUUCCUGUGAAGUCAUUGUACUUGAGAAAACUGAGACUAGCUAUUCCUAAUUAUUUCGAUCCUAGUUUUACACACAAUGUAAAUUGUGUUUGUGUUUUGAACUUUUUCCAAGGAUAAUGGAGUAAAUUUUUAUUGUGAGUUUUAAAAAAUUAUUCGAAUCGCUUGAUGAAAAAACGAUUAUGAAAAAGAUAUACUUCCUUGCUAGAGAGCCUGGGGAAUUUGCAGUCACUGUUACUGGUCUGAGCAUCAUGAGAAGAUUGGGUCCACAAAUUGUUGUAUGCGAAGUAAUCAUUUUCAGUGAGUUCUACCUUAGGUGAGAUUGUACAGACACAAUGUUAUCUGUAGAUAGUAAAGUUCCGAUGUAUUGUGUGCUUCCUCACAUCGCCGUUUUCUUUGGAUACCCUUACGCCUUUUAUAACUGGAUCCGAUUAUGUAUUUAAAUGGUUUGAAAAUACGGUGUUCCUUACUGUAAACAUAGCAUCAUGGCAAGAGAAAUAAUUUAAUUCUCUGGCCACGUUGUCCUAUUAGAAUCACUUCUGGAAUGUACAUAGCCUGUCAUAAAAUCCCUUAACAUAAAUCACUUAUUCCUAAUAAAUAGCUUCACAUAGAAUGUAUUUCUAAUUAGAAGUUAAUUGCCACUUGUCAUUAUUUUCUCAUAUUCAUCUGGAGAGAAGAGAAGGGAUCUCGUAGUUCUUUAUACCCCUUAAAUGGACUAUUAUUUUGGAUCCACUUUUCAAUAAAAUGUGUCACAUAAAUAAAGUCAUGUUUAUUAGCUGAAAAUGCAUUAUCUUUGAAGCAGUUACAAUUUUAUUAAAUAAUAAAACAAGAACGAUACAAGUAUGAAAAAGGUUUAAGUGGAAAUUAUUAUGAAUUAGUAGAUACAGGCGUGUAGAAAGUGCAUUAGCAUGGGGAUUACCAUGUCAGAUUAUUGCUGUUUAAAAUACGAAAUGUAGUUUUCAGUCAUUAAGUUAUAGGAACAGUAGAACUUUGAUGGUUUAUAAGACUUUAAAAGGAAAAGAAAUGCCAACCAAUUACACAUAUUUUGUGUUUUUUUAGGCUGUACUUAUUACUCCAGGAAUAACUGGUAAUUAUUUUUUCUUUGUGAUACUUUGUAUAUAUUUAAAUGCUAGUGACACACAUUUCGAAUAUACUAAGACGUAGUUGAUAAAAUAAUAAUAAAAUGGAUAGGUAUAAAAUACGUUUUUAAACAUACCCACGAAUUCAAAAAUAAAUUCUUUAUGAUUUGAGAAUUAUUUGUAGGGUAAGAAAUUUUGUCACAGUAAGGUAACCCAAUGAUAUCCUAUAAUGUGCUGUUUUUUAAAAAAUGAGCUUUUGAUGAAUUUAAUGUUAAUUUUAUUUUCAUUCAGUCCAUCACCUUUAUACCAAAAGAAGAUAGUGUACUUUUCCAACAAGAACAGUAUUAAAGCAUUGGGUUGGCUUUGCCUCCUGAAACCCGAGCGGUUCAUCUGAGCCGUGUCUUUGUGCAGACAGCACGAACAAGAUGAGAGAGAAAGCAGAAGUGAUAAUGGCGGGUGCCCUUGUCUGUUGAGUACCUGGAAUGGUUUGGAUGUUGUGCUGCCUGAUUUACAAAUACUCUCGUUCGAUUCCACUCAUGCCUGUGUUGUAGAUGUUGAUUUCUACAUAGCUGGAAAACCUAAAGGUCAAGCAUAUUUGGUGAUUUGCUCAAAAUCCACUCUGACUUUAAAUGAAUAGGUUGACCUGACUCCCCAACCUACGAGUUUUUGAUUAUUUUCCUGGGCCAUACUGUGAAAGUUUUUCAUUAAGAGAAAUAAAAGAAUAUGGAAAGCGUUGAUAAUCUGUCUUUACUCUGCACUUGCCAAAUCCUUUAUGGCGUAUUAUUUUGUGUCAGAUGUAGUUGUUUCUAAAAAAUGCUAGCAAUGGUUGGAAGGAGCUUGAACAAAAUGGUGAGAGUUCGUAAUUUUGUGGCAAGAUAAAUGGUUAAAAGAGUAUGUGUUUACAGAAAUUUAGUAACUCAAUAAGCUCUCAUAUGAAGAAUAAUGAUUUGAAGGGAUUAUCAUUGUCCCAUAUUGACUGAAGUAUAAAUCAGGGGUCAACAGAUUUCUACUCAUGGAAAACCAAUUUUCUAAUUGCUUACUUGCAGAGAAAUAGACCCCUAGAAAUUAAAUUUGCUAUUUAUUGAAGGAAAAUUUGUGUUUAUCAGAGAUUCUUUAGUAGAUUCCAAUAGCAAGUAGGGGGGGUGAAACAGCUGUCAAAGAGGUCUCGCUACUACUGCGAUUUUGUGUUCAUAAAUUUCUUACAGAUUACUAUUUGCACUAAUUGAGAAGUCAUGGAGAAUUAUUUCUGGUGGUUUGCAUGCUGUCCCUGAUAUAUUUUAAACUUCUGAACAAAGCUACUAUAACUCUGAUCUUAUGUUUUACAAAUAAUUGAGAUACACAGCCUGCUAAUAGGUACUGUAGUUAUGUUUCAGUGUAUUAGUGAGAUAUAUUUUUAGUCCUACAUAUCAGUGGAAAGAAUAUGAAUGAAAAGGUUUAGUUCCCUAGUGAUAAAGAGAGCAAGCUCUUAUAAAGAUUUCCAGUUUAGUGUUCACUAGGUGGUGAUAUUGUGCCACAUUUUGAAGUGUUACUGUAAUUAAACUUUGAAUUAACUUUUUUAUACUUUUGUAUUGUUAUAUUAUCCAUGUCGAUUAUGCUGUUAUUGAAAAUGAUUUGAGUUGUAUGAAACUAUAAACUAAAUGUAAAAGACCUUUUUUGUAUUUUGUAAUCACAUGAGAUGAUAAACCUUGUGCACUUGUCCAUAUGACACUGUUUGCUUCCUGAGGCAUUAGAAUCUUUUUCUACAGACAAGUGGUGAACAUGGCGAGUUGGAAAACUGGUGUAGCAUUGUGUUGGCCACAGUGUUCAGUGCUUUACCCACUUUUUCUCAGUUAAUUCUCCUGACAGCCUUGCGAGAUUAGUACUGUUGUUAAUAGUACCGUACGCAUCAAGAAAUUCUGCUGAGUAUUUGCCCAAGGUUGCAGCCUAACUGGCUGAGCUGGGACUUAUGAUCCAGAAGCCUACACAGACCCCACUGUUUUUAACUGCUGGGCUCUUACUCAGGGAGAAGUGCGCAAAGGCCACGUGUGGCACUUUAGAAGGAAGAGUUGUCAUGAAUACAGCUAUACUGCUUAGCUUCCCAGGUCACAAAAAUGAGCACCAUAUGAAUUUUGGCUCCUCUAGAAGCAAAUAGUGCCUCAUUUACUAUUGUAUCCUCCAUUUGUGUUUUGGCAGUGUCUCAAGUGGGUGUAUGUGUAUACUUGAAAAUUUAAGGGAAGGAAGAAAUCAAGGCUUUGGCCAUGUUCAUGCUCACAGAAGUAAUGACUGUUCUUACCAAUUGGAGGAGUGCAGUUGUUUGAAAACAGUUUUCUAUAGAGACAUUCACUUGGAAGCAAACUGUUAGUUAAACAUGACAUUUUGGGAUAUUUUUGUAAAAUUCUGGCUGAGUUACCUUGAUCUUUUAUUUUAAAAAAUAUAUGAAUAUAUGCUCUAAAAUUUGAAAAACAUUUUACAUUUUGUCAGAUACUAGACUCUUAAGAGUUGUUUGUCUUCUAAAAUUAUACUGUGAGUUCAUGUGAUUUUAAAUUGUUUUUUGAGUAAACCUGUUCUUUAUAAGAAUAAAACAGUUUUUCCCUUUUAAA
Molecule: messenger RNA, 7564 nt
Organism: Chinchilla lanigera (long-tailed chinchilla)
Lineage: Eukaryota; Metazoa; Chordata; Mammalia; Rodentia; Chinchillidae
Gene: Alg10
Product: dol-P-Glc:Glc(2)Man(9)GlcNAc(2)-PP-Dol alpha-1,2-glucosyltransferase
Exons: 3
Coding region: 105-1541 (478 amino acids)
Biological process (GO): dolichol-linked oligosaccharide biosynthetic process; protein N-linked glycosylation
Cellular component (GO): endoplasmic reticulum
Molecular function (GO): dolichyl pyrophosphate Glc2Man9GlcNAc2 alpha-1,2-glucosyltransferase activity
Source: RefSeq, a predicted model, not a curated record